UUUCAGAGAAUUUCAUUCAAAAGAGGGAAUCGGAACUCCAAAGUGGGUGGGGAAGCAAAUCAGAAGGAUGGAAAGCAUAUGUAGCAUACAUUUCAGAAGGACUUGGGAAGUCCCAGAAUUGGGAAAUGGCUAUGAAAUUUCAGAGAAAGAAUGGAUCUUUAUUUAACUCACCAGCCACUACAGCAGCAGCUUUUAUUCACAUUAACAAUACCCAGGGUCUCGAUUAUCUACUAUCUCUCUCAGAUAAAUUUGGGGAUGCUGUUCCAACAGUACAUCCUUUUGAUGUGUAUGCUCGACUCCAUGUGGUUGAUAGUCUCGAAAAAUUGGGGAUUAAUCGCCAUUUUAAGGAGGAAAUCCAAAGUGUAUUGGACGAGACAUGGAGAUUGUGGCAACAGGAAGAUGAUAUAUUUUUAGAACCCACAACAUGUGCCUUGGCCUUUCGUUUACUACGUUUGCAAGGAUAUGAUGUUUCUUCAGACAUACUUGGUCGCUUUUCAGAAGACAAAUUUUACAAUACCGUUCAGGGUUAUUUAAAGGAUGUUGAGGCUGUUUUGGAGUUACAUAAAGCUUCACAUAUAGUAUUGCAUUCAAGUGAUUUAGUUUUGGAAGAAUUAAACCUUUGGACAGGACACUUUCUUGAGGAAUAUUUAUCCACUUCCUCAAGAAAUACUUAUAAGCCAGCUUCUAAUCGUAUUGACAAUGAGGGUGGUUUAUGGAGAGUGGAAUGGAGAAACUACAUUUUCCAAUCUCAAAAACAAAAGCUGCCUCUUUCCCUUCUUGACAGUCGCUGCCACACUUACCCUCCCCUGAACAUCGCGAAGCACGUCUGGCAUGGGCCAAAACAAAGCUUGCUUGGAUGUGUGGUCGAUGAUUUCUAUGACGUUUGGGGACUGAAAGAGGAACACAUAAACCUUAUACAGUUGAUGGAAAAGUGGGACGUAGAUGUCAGUAGAGAAAGUUGCUCCGACACGGUGAAGAUAAUAUUCGUAACACUUAAGAAAACAAUUUGUGAGACUGCAACCCAAGCAUAUAAAGUUCAAGGACGUAGUGUGUUGAACCACUUGAUUCAGAUUGAAGCAGAAUGGUGCAGAAACAGGUGCGUGCCAAGUGUAGAAGAAUAUGAGCAUAAUGGAAUUAUCAAUGGCCUUGGGACCAAUAAUUAUCCCUGUGAGGAAAAAGAACAAGGGAAAUUUAUCAACUCAAUAAGCUUGCGGUUGAUUCAUGGGUGUGGGGUAGAGAGUGAAGAAGAGAUCAUGGAGAAGAUAAAGAGGAAGAUUGAGGAGAAGAGAAAGGAGCUGCUGAGAUUAGUGUUGAAGGAGAAGGAAGCAAAAUGUCAAGAGAAGCGAAAGAUGUGUACUGGAAAAUGA
This is a messenger RNA of Prosopis cineraria, 1367 nucleotides long. Its product is annotated as ent-kaurene synthase-like 2. Gene Ontology annotation, cellular component: chloroplast. The record is from RefSeq and is a predicted model, not a curated record. Gene Ontology annotation, molecular function: terpene synthase activity; magnesium ion binding. Bases 126 to 1367 code for a protein of 413 amino acids. Lineage: Eukaryota; Viridiplantae; Streptophyta; Magnoliopsida; Fabales; Fabaceae. The transcript has 10 exons. Gene Ontology annotation, biological process: gibberellin biosynthetic process.